Messenger RNA from Bicyclus anynana (squinting bush brown), 5900 nucleotides. RefSeq lists its product as uncharacterized. The transcript is spliced from 6 exons. NCBI's taxonomy places the organism in Eukaryota, Metazoa, Arthropoda, Insecta, Lepidoptera, Nymphalidae. Bases 388 to 1704 code for a protein of 438 amino acids. Gene Ontology annotation, biological process: proteolysis. Gene Ontology annotation, molecular function: serine-type endopeptidase activity; glucuronosyltransferase activity. The record is from RefSeq and is a predicted model, not a curated record.
AGUACGCAGUGCUGGGGCUUGCACAUGCGCUGCGGAUACUUCGCGUACCACCCAGCCGAGUUGUCAUUAUUAUUUUAGCAAAAUAUACAGAAUAUUUAUAAAUAAUACGAACUUUUUUCAGUGUUAAGAGAUAAAGUUAACCAAUACAAACUAGGGUUUAUAAUUGUGCGUUAUUUAGUGAGGUUACGAAUAGGUGCUGUGUGUAUUUAGUGGUUUACGUACCUACUGUGGCAUUAUUUAGUGAAAAUUUAACAUAAAUAAGGACAAGGCACACACUGAAAUCUAUACCUACAAUGAAAUUCUACAGUCCCCACUUCCUAGAAGAGAUGUACAAGAAGACACCGUGAAAGGCACUCGGGCUAUGCUUUUAUUUACCUAUCACGCCCAAUGGCUAAGAUUCGGCGGGAUAAAGUAUGGCGCUGGCGCUGCCAGUGGAGCGUAGUGUCGCUGGUGGCGGUCGCGCUGGUGGUGUACAACGCCGCCGCCAACAUGUGGCUGCUGAGCCCGGCGCCGUGCGUCGGCCGCAGCACCACGCCGCCCGCCGACCUCGCCACGUGCGAGCCCUGCGCCGACACCGCCGCGCUGCCCGUGGACGACGACCCCAUUGCGCGCCUGGACCUGCGCCUGGGCCGCUGGGACGGCUCCAGGUCGUACCGGAUGUUCGAUUAUGCAACAGUCGGUGAUAUGUACGCGGAGAUAUCAGCCAAUCACCGCGUCUGCCUAGCCACCCAGAGCUCCAUAGAAAGGCUGCACGAACUUCUUAGGAUAGCGGCCCAUUGGUCUGGACCGAUCUCCGUCGCGGUAUUCGUGGCAGGAGAUGAGCUGAGGCUGUUGCGAGCAUUCGUGACUUGGCUGUCACGGUGCCGGCCAGAAGUUUACGCGAGAAUGGCCCUGCAUGUAGCUACGCCGGUAGAGAGGCCCGGCUUACAUGGGAGCAUGCCAAUAUGGGCGAGGAACUGCAAAGUGUCUCCUCUGCCGUUGAGAGACAGAAGAGCCGAUACAGUCGCUUGGCGUGCGCGCCAUCCCUACCCACAGAACCAUUUGCGAAACUUAGCGAGAAGAAACUGCCAUACGCCUUAUGUGUUCCUGGUAGAUGUGGACAUAGUUCCGUCUGCAGGGAUGGCGGACGCGUUAGAUAACUUCUUGGCCAAGACGCCAAAAUGUCCUCUGUGCGCAUACGUGGUGCCCACGUAUGAGCUCGACAAGCGAGUGGCGACGUUCCCCGCAAAUAAGUCAGAGCUGUUGAGAUUGUCGAGAAAUAAAUUGGCAAUACCGUUUCAUAUGAAGGUGUUUAUUUACAACCAGUACGCUUCAAACUUUACAAGAUGGGAAUCGUCAGGGGGUAAUGAAACCCUAGAGACACAUAUCAGCCAUAACGUCACCAACUUCGAGUUGCUAUACGAGCCCUUCUACGUGGCGCCCGACACCGUGCCGGCUCAUGAUGAGAGGUUCCUGGGCUACGGCUUCACCAGGAACAGUCAGGUGUACGAGAUGUUCCUCAUGGGUUUCCAGUUCAAGGUGCUGUCGCCCAUCUUCACCAUCCACUGGGGGCUGCAGGCGCGGCGCACGCGGCCUCUGUGGCGGGAGAAACAGAACGAGAAGAACAGAAAGCACUUCGAGACCUUCAAACGCGAGCUGUACGCGAGAUACAGGCGGGACCCGCUGCACCUACUGAGGAGGCCUCAACAGGCUAAGAAGACAUAGGCCUCGCAAGGCCGCCCAGAACUGGCCGGCCUGUUGACAACCUUUUCUAUAUUUCUACACUUCUUUUAAGCCCCGAGUGUUUCGACCAAGAGAUGUGUGUUGUGUCAGUGAGUUGGUUUUCAGCAAAUUAUACUCUCUCUCUCUAUAGUUAGCGGCGCAUACAGCUGUUGUUUGUAUUAAUAAUUUAAGAGAUGAAGAAGAAUAAUAAGAAACAUAUAAAAUAUAACUUAUAACUAAUACAAACAAAAAAUGUAAAUAAUAUAACAAAAAAAGUAAAAUUUUUAGACACGCAAAGACGGCCUUAAGACGGUCUUAUAAAUGACAUACCUAAAAAAAAUUAACAAAAAAUUGUAACUUAAGACAUAUUUACUUAAGCAUAAUAUCCAUUCUAAUAUAAAUUAAUAAAAUUAAAAUAGUUGUUAUAAACUUACCUACCAUCAUUAUUAUAGAAUUAUAAACAUAAGGCAAUCAGGGAAAAUCAUGGAAUUAGGAUAUUUAUCAUAUUUUUAAAGUCGAAAAGUUCAACAGCUUGUGUGGCAGUAUUUCCUUCGUCGUUUAAGAUACGUCUUGCACCUCCAACUUUGCAGUUAUGUGCUUUUUAAGAAAUUAAAUAAUUAAAUAUCACGUGUCUCAAACGGUAAAGGAAAAACCAUCGUGAGGAAACCUUCACGUCUGAGAAUUUUCGUAAUUCUUUACGCGUGCGAAGUUUGCCAAUCCGUAUGCGGCCAGCGUGAUGGACUAAGGCCUCACCCCUCUCAUUCUGAGAGGAGACUCAUGCUCAAUAGUGAACCAAAUGUAGGAUGCUAAUGAUGAUGAUGACGAUGAAAGAAACGUCUACAUAGGCGUGGAUUUAUAUAGAUAGACAAAUUAUUAUUAACGUUAACUGUAGCGAGAGAGUUUACGCAAGCGUUCUUUACUUUAUGAAAAGUGCUGUGUGUCUGACAAUCAUCCUAUAUCUAUGGUCUUCCACCUGACUUUACUCUGUGAAUUUACGUUAUCCAUGUUAAAAGUAUGUUUAAGUUUAGUUUUAGUGACGGAAUGAUGUUGUUAGUUAAAUUUUAGUGCUGUAAUGACAUUGUACCAGUAAGUCUACAGAUUAUUAUGAUAAAUACCGUGAUGUUGAUAGUUUAGUUUUUGUAAUGCAUUGAUGUUUAAUGUUUAGAGCUAAGCUAUUUGCUAUAUCUACUUAAUUGUUUAAUUUUUCUAGUGAAUUUUUUUUUGUUAUCUAUGUACCUAUAUUUGUAUUAUAUUGUUUUAAUUUUAUAAUGCAAUUAUUGUUUUGCUACUAUAUAUUUGCAAAUAUACUUCAUAUUUGAAUAUUUAGCAUCAAUUAUAGUUUAAGUUCAACUUUAAGUAGGUGUUCGUUGAUAGUACAAAUUGAAUUCACGCACAAUAUUGUCUAAUUCAUGCGAAGAGUCCAUAUCUACAAAUUAUAUGUGAAAUCAUACAAUGUUGAAGAUAUUGAGACAGAUUGACAUAUUAAUAUGUAUACCUAAUUAUCAUCACAUGCCAGUAUUCAAUUUGGUUAUCAAUCUAUAAUUGAUUUCCAAGAAAAUUAACCGAUGUAAGGCAGCCCUUACACACGUUUAAUUUAGUUAAUAACUUGUUUUAUUGUUAAGCAACUAAUCAUUUAAUACAUUUUUUGGAUUGUUAAUUUCUUUAUUAGGUAGGUAUAUCUAGUUAAAACAGCGAAGUAAAUGUAAUAUUUUACAUACACUCGUACCUAUUAUGAUAGAUUUUAAUAAAUUUAAUUCAAUAUAAAUAUAUAUAAAACAUUAUUGGGUUUGAAAAUCGGCUACAAACGUUAUAAUUUUCUCGUAACGGAUUAGCAACAAUAAUUUAUUUGUAUGGUUUAGUUGUGGUGUGACAUCAAGGCAAUACUUGUGAUUAAAUGCGCAAGUUUUUUUAGAAUUACACGAAGUUAUUUACAACUAACAAAUUUUGUAAGUUUUGUUAAUUAUUUUGAAAACUAGUACAUAGAUAUUUUAUAAACUAAUUUUCGAGUUAAAAUAAAUCUUAAAACAAUUAAUGAUUCCAUCAACCAAUUAUUAUGAAUGUAUCUUAUGUCAUAAUACAUAUUUAAAUUUUAAAUUAUGGUUUAAAUAUAUUUUUAUUUACUAACACAAAGUUAAUAUUAUCUACGAGUACUUGAUAAUAAUUAUUAAAGACUUGCAAAGACUCUGACAGGUGAGAUACCUAAAAAUAAUAGUAUAAUAUUUAGUAAAUGUUUAGUCCGUAAGUAAAUACUUAUAUAAAUACAUUCCUAAAACCUGAAUUCAUCUAAAGUGUCUAAAGUUUAUAUAACACGUAACUAAUAACUUUAUCCUGUUAUUUAACAAUCGACAGACGAACUAUUAUCAUUAUGAGUAGACACACUACCACGUCCAAACAUAAUCUAUACUAAUAUUAUAAAGCUAAAGAGUUUGUUUGUUUGUUUGUUUGAUUGAACGCGCUAAUCUCAGGAACUAAUGGUCCGAUUUGAAAAAUUCUUUCACUGUUAGAUUGCCCAUUUAUCGAAGAAGGCUAUAUAUUAUUUCCGUAUUCCUACGGGAACGGGAACCACGCGGGUGAAACCGCGCGGCGUCAGCUAGUCUGUUAUAGGUACCUCGUAAAUGUAUUAAUCACACAUUUUAUUGUUUAAAUAACAGUAAUUAACUGAACGUUUCAAAUUUAAUGCUUCAAUACUGAUUCUCGCAUACUUACUGUUUUUUUUUUAUUAUAAUAAUUUUAUUGAACAUGACUUCUUUCCUAUUCUACUUUCUCCUAAGCUAAAAACCGAAACCGAAGAUACUCAAUAGUUGCUCUUCUAAAAUAAUAACCAAUCUCUAUUUCUACAAUAAUACAUUAUUACUACAUUAAAUUAUUAAUUACUAGCGGACGCCCGCAACUUCGUCCUCUCUUAGACCUUUUUAAUCCAGCCCUUACAGUAGCAUCGCUGUAAAAAUGGAGAAAUUUCUCCUGUUUUCCCAACAUUUCGGUUCACUGCUCUGCUCCUAUUGAUCGUAGCGUGAUGAAAAGUAUACUAUAACAACUAUAACCUGAACAGGAGUAUGAAGAAUAUUGAAAACAGACAGACAAAAAAUUUUACUGAUACAUUUUUGGGAUCAGUAAGUAUCGAUCACUAAUCACCCCUGAUAGUUAUUUAGGAAAUAUAUUUCAUAUGCAGCCUUGCCUCCAAGCUAAUAAAUCUCACUACACAGACACGAUGCAAAUGAAACGGACGCAACGCAACGCGACACGACGCAUGACGCGAGCCGUUGUAAUAAACUAUAGACCACGAGACUAGGUAAUGAAAUGAAAAUCAUAAAAGUUAAGGAAAUAUAAUAGUCGCUCGCCCUCGCAAUAUUAAGUUCAUUCAGCGAUGCAUUUAAGUAAUCAGUGGCUUGUGUUCACGUUGGCUUAACUAUACUCGUAGUAUAACUUGUACAUAUGUUUUCUGUGUUAAAAUACAACUCAGUAGGUGUCUUUCGCUAGCGUUGCGUUGCGUCGCCGUCCCGUGCCACGCAGUGUCGCAUAACCUUAAGAGCAGUGUUUUUGAUUUUUUCAUCACAAACCAGUCUAGUUGUUAAAAUUAAGGUGGGUAAUAGAUAGAUAUAAUUAUAUAUCUAAUAUGGAUAAUACAUAUUUAUUAUAUUUAUGAUAAGAAUAGACAGUAUUGCAUUGUUUUGUAGGUACUUAUCUAAUAUUUUUAUUUUAUAAUUUAAUAAUUACAAUUUUAGAAUAUUUUAUUUAGUUUUUAUACAAUAUGUUAAGGCGAGUUUCGAGUAUACAAUUAAUUAUAUCAUAAUGAUUUGACACAGGUACCAUUUCCCCUAUCCUACUUACAGGUAUGUAUGUACCUACUUACCUACUAUAUUAGAACAUGUUGUCUUGUACCAAAUCCUAACAACUAAAUUGUUAGGUUACUACUAACUACCUAAAUAGUUUUAAUUGGUUUAAAUAUAAUUAUAAUAUUUCUACACGUAUUAUUGUUGUAUAUUUACAGUAUUAAUUAUUAUUUAUUUGUUACAAUAUUGCUAUAGUUAUAGGUAUAGGUAUUGUAAAAAUGUUAGGUAUGUAUGAAAAAAGCACAAUAUUCUUAUUUUGUUGUAUAGUAGAUAAACCACUGAACUAAAAAAGCAAUCUUUAUUGCUCUGUAAGAUACCUAAACAAUGUAGUUGACAAUUUGUGUAUAUAAAAUUAAAUAGCUAUGCAUA